AUGUCGGGGCAGAGCAUUACUGACAGGAUAACUGCAGCCCAGCACAGUGUAACUGGAUCUGCUGUGUCGAAAACAGUAUGCAAGGCCACCACACAUGAAAUAAUGGGUCCGAAAAAGAAACAUUUGGAUUGUAAGUAUCGAAAUGAUCAAGAAUUACUGAUAUAAUGUGUCAUUGUUCAUUGAGUUCUGCAUCUCUUGAGUUAUGGCGAUGGUUACACAAGGCCCAAAGCCAGAAUGGAUAGGCUAAUGUUAUUGCUAGUUUCUAUCAAAAUGUAUCAAGGAUACAUUGUAGUAAAACGAUAGCAUACAAUGAGAAUGCUCGUAACAUUAUUUAACUGGACGUUAACAACAGUAAUAUUAGAUUUUAAAAAAAAUAAUCAUUUCAGUGUAGGCCUACUCAUCAUCAACAGUACUGUCAAAUUAGCUAGCUUUCUAGCCGUCUGUAUAACGUUAGCGGUUUAAUUCAUUCCGCAUAGCUUUAGGCAACCCUCCCUGGCCUUAACAGUUAUCAUGUAAUUAUCAGUCAGUGUAUCUUAUCUUACAAUUGACCAGUUCUCCAUGAUACAGUACAUUAACGUUUUGGCUGUACAAAAAUGCCCCCCCAAAUAUGUUAAUGUGAGUAAAUUCAGUAGGCCUAUUUUAUACAUUUACCAUAGGAAGAGGGUAUAACAACCACCUUUGAACAGCUCAGCUGUGGAAACUACCUUGUACAUAUUUCAGAGUAGGCCUAGAGGAAGUAUCAAGGAGAAUACUUUCAGUCCCACAUGCAAAGUGUAGGCUACAUUAUCAUCACUACUAGGUGUGUCUGUCUCUGCUGAGGGAAACACAUGUACAGCGCCUUUUGAAAGUAUUCAUACCCCUUAACUUAUUGCACAUUUUGUUGUGUGACAGCCAGAAUUCAAAAUCGAUUAAAUCAUAUAUUUUUCUCACCCAUCUACACACAACACCCCAUAAUGACGAAGUUUAGAAUUUUUUAGCAAAUGUAUUGAAAAGGAAAUACAGAAAUAUUUCAUUUACAUAAGUAUUCACAUUUCACACUCCUGAGUCAAUACAUGUUAGAAUCACAUUUGGCAGCGUUUACAGCUGUGAGUCUUUCUGGGUAAGUCUCCAAGAGCUUUGCACACCUGGAUUGUACAAUAUUUGCACAUUAUUCUCUUUUAAAAUUCUUCAAGCUCUGUCAAGUUGGUUGUUGAUCAUUGCUAGACAGACAUUUUUCAAGUCUUGCUAUAGAUUUUCAAGCCAAUUUAUGUUAACUGUAACUAGGCCACUCAGGAACAUUCAAUGUCGUCUUGGUAAGCAACUCCAGUGUAUAUUUGGCCUUGUGUUAUAGGUUAUUGUCCUGCUGAAAGGUUAAUAUUUAUCUCCCAGUGUCUGUUGGAAAGGCUUUCCUAUAGGAUUUUGACUGUGUUUAGCUCUAUUCCAUUUACUUUUAUCCAAAAAAAAACUCCCUUGUCCUUGCUGAUGACAAGCAUACCCAUAACAUGGUGCAGCCACCACCAUGCUUGAAAAUAUGAAGAGUGGUACUCAGUGAUGUGUUGUGUUGGAUUUGCCCCAAACAUAACGCUUUGUAUUCAGGACAUAAAGUUAAUUUCUUUGCCACAUUUUUUUGCAGUUUUACUUUUAUGCAGGGUUGUCAAACUCAUUCCAUGGAAGGCCACAAAUACUUUUCCUUUGGAUAUUUUUUCUCAAAUUUAGAGCAGCUGAAGGACAAACCGCACAGACAACCAGUAGAGUCAGUUUACAUGUCAUUUUAUUCAACAUUGUGGUAAGGAACAUUUACACGAUUUUGCAGGCAUUAGUUUCAGGCUGUAAAUACCAAUUAAUUGUGUAUUACAGCCUGAUUAAUCAGACCAGACAUCCAGCAGACUGAUAUAUAUAUAUAUAUAUAUAUAUAUAUAUAUAUAUAUAUAUAUAUAUAUAUAUAUAUAUAUAUAUAUAUAACCCUGAUGGCAGCGUCAGACCUUUUUAAUCUGUGUGACCAUCCUCAGAAAUGCUACUUGUCACAAAGCAGAGCACCUGCCACUGCAAAAGUAACAGUGAAUGCAAUAAAUGUCCUGUCCAUUAAUUCAUUCUCACUAUAAUACAUUUCAUUAUACGUGAUUAAAUCUCAAGGAUGUUGUAUCUCUUCUGCAAGCAGGUUAUGCAUAAUAGGUUACUGUUCAAAUGUAAUUGUCAUCAUGAUUAUAGGAGCAUAUUGCAUGACACACAGGUACAAUGAUGUGGAGGUUGCUGGUUCAGACCCCAGCUGAAGCAUGUAGUAGGCUAGCUACAUAUUGUAUUGCUUUUCCUAAGUUCCUUUUGCAUACAUUGACCUUUGGAACAACUGGAAAACUGUGUGAAACCAAGGUGGUUACUGGUAACUUAAUCUGAAAGUGCCCACUUCUAAUCACAUUUGAAUCCUAUGGACUAUCUAUGCUAAAGUUGUGAGUUGAUUCAGCCAGCCUGUUGUUUCACACCUGUUAGUUGAGCGUAGGCCUACAGUACUCUACUGAGGUACAGGAGCCAUUAUCUAACAGGAUGAGUGAAUGUUGGUAGAGUGUUCAGAAGUCUGUUGGCUCACCCAAACCCGACCAGCCGUCCAACGUGACAUACCUGAGACUCACUCACAGCCUCUCAUACACAGACAGAACAGUAGGCCGCCUAGGCCUUAUAUAAAGAGCUGUGAAAAUAACACUGACAUCAUUCCUGGCCCACUGUCCACACAGUAAUAUUUAGGAGUUCUCAGUGUGGCUGCUUUACUUGGUAUUGUAGUCCCAAUGAGAUUAAAUGGUGGAUUCACAGCAGAAACCUGGCUGAUAUGUUAGUACAGAUGCAUGGAAGACACAGACAAUAUACCAGAUAUUGUUAGAGAUUGCAACACAAUUGCACAUAAAUGGUUAAUUGUUGUGCUACAGUCUUCAUGUACAGUGUUGCAUACAGUGUGAUGUGUUAGACCUACUUUUUAGAGCAGUUGCAACAUAUGACGACACCAAGGUGCAUUUAAAAAAAAAAGUGUUAGCAACAAUGCAAACUAGGAUGAAUAUUUAGCAGGCUGUCUAGUGUCUAUAACAUGACAGCGCUGUCAUCCCACCUCCCGUCCCAGUCUUCCCUGGAUAAUCAACUAGCCAUGCUAACUGCUGCUCUGGAAGGUUAUGCUGUCCUACUUAGACUCCCCUCCUUUGAAAACGUGAGAAUAUAGGCCAGAAAGCCAGGCCUGGUUAUUACACUGUCAAUCUGUUCAUCACUCAAUCUUAACUCUGAAUGGGGAAUGGGUAGACUGCACAGGUUUGACUGGCAUCACCCAUUCUCUACAUCAGGGCUCUCCAACCCUGUUCCUGGAAAGCUACCGUCCUGUAGGUUUUCACUCCAACCCUAAUCUAGCACACCUGAUUCUAAUUAUCUGGUUAAUAAAUUGAAUCAGUUUAGUUACAACUGGGGUUGGAGUGAACCUACAGGAGGGAAGCUCCCCAGGAACACGGUUGAAGAGCACUGCCUUCCAUGAAUUCAACUCACUAGAUCAGGGUUCUCCAACCCUGUUCCCUGGAGAGUUAGCCUCCUGUAGGUUUUCACUCCAACCCCAAUUUUAACUAACCUGGUUCAGUUUAUCAGCCAGCUAAUUAUUAGAAUCAGGUGUGCUAUAUUAGGGUUGGCGCGAAAACGUACGGUACGGUAGCUCUCCAGGAACAGGUUUGAAGAGCCCUACACUAGAUGCAUGAGUGUGUUCAGUGGUAUGACCUAAUGAGUUACUGUAUGCGGAGGAAUGACACAUGGUUGAACAUUUUCAAAAUGUGUAUUAUUGGAAGCAACAGAGACCGGAAGUCCAAUCAACCAAUCUUGACGUAGUAGUUUUCAAUUGUCUUACCUGUGUGCCCAACAAAACACCCAGGCCUCAAAUAGCAAACUUACACAGAUUGUUGAGAAUCCAGUUUUUUCUUAAAUAGUAUUUUGUGAAAAGGCAACCUUGAAAGGAAUUUGAAUAUAGUCUAGUAGCUGACCUGUACUGGUUCAUGGGGCUCAUCAGAGUAGAGCUUUAGGCCAACUGAGGCUAUAGACGAGUGGAGAGAACUGGUGGCGGAAGGAGCAGCUAGUAGUUACCAAGAUGCUUUUGGUUAUGUAGUGUAUGUGGACCCCUGUUCGUCGAACAUCUCGUUCCAAAAUCAUGGGCAUUAAUAUGGAGUUGGUCCCCCCUUUGCUGCUAUAACAGCCUCCACUCUUCUGGGAAGGCUUUCCACUAGAUGUUGGAACAUUGCUGCGGGGACUUGCUUCCAUUCAGCAACAAGCGCAUUAGUGAGGUCGGGCACUGACGUUGGGCAAUUAGGCCUGGCUCGCAAUCAGCGUUCCAAUUCAUCCCAAAGGUGUUCGAUGGGGUUGAGGUCAGGACUCUGUGCAGGCCAGUCAAGUUCUUCCACACCGAUCUCGACAAACCAUUUCUGUAUGGACCUCGCUUUGUGCACGUGGGGCAUUGUCAUGCUGAAACAGGAAAUUACCUUCCCAAACUGUUGCCACAAAGUUGGAAGCACAGAAUCGUCUAGAAUGUCAUUGUAUGCUGUAGCGUUAAGAUUACCCUUCACUGGAACUAAGGGGCCUAGCCCAAACCAUGAAAAACAGCCCCAGAUCAUUAUUCCUCCUCCACCAAACGUUACAGUUGGCAUUAUGCAUUGGGGCAGGUAGCGUUCUCCUGACAUCCGCAAACCCAGAUUCGCCCAUCAGACAGCGAGAUGGUGAAGCGUGAUUCAUCAUCCAGAGAACGUGUUUCCACUGCUCCAGAGUCCAAUGGCGGCGAGCUUUACACCGCUCCAGCCGACGCUUGGCAUUGUGCAUGGUGAUCUUAGGCUUGUGUGCGGCUGCUCGGCCAUGGAAACCCAUUUCAUGAAGCUCCCGACGAACAGUUCUUGUGCUGACGUUGCUUUCAGAGGCAUUUUGGAACUCUGUAGUGAGUGUUGCAACCGAGGACAGACGAUUAUUACGCGCUUCAGCACUCGGCGGUCCCGUUCCGCUGCUGAGCCGUUGUUGCUCCUAGACGUUUCCACUUCACAAUAACAGCACUUACAGUUGACCGGGGCAGCAAUUUGACGAACUGACUUGUUGGAAAGGUGGCAUCCUAUGACGGUGCCAGGUUGAAUGUCAUUGAGCUCUUCAGUAAGGCCAUUCUACUGCCAAUGUUUGUCUAUGGAGAUUGCAUGGCUUUGUACUUGCUUUUAUACACCUGUCAGCAACGGGUGUGGCUGAAAUAGCCAAAUCCACUAAUUUGAAGGGGUGUCCACAUACUUUUGUAUGUAUAGUGUAUUUGACUAAAAAUACAUUGUUUGAUUUCGAAAUGGUGACUUAUUCAUCAUGCUUUCAUCUAUUUAACUUCAGUAGACCCUCUUGAGGAAUUGCCGUGCCAAAAAAACAGAAAAGAGAGUGGCAGCCUAUAGUACUGUAGCAUAGUAAUUAAGUGUCUUGAGUGUAGUUAGGCAAUUAGCCAGACCUUGAAUUAAAGCUAAUUGAAUGAGAUUGCAUCUGAGGGCGGAGUGCCUGUGUCCCUGUUUACACAGAUUUCAAAACAAUGUCUUUCAUAGAAUAUUAACUGACUUUACCCCAAAAUUCAACUCCCCCAUAGGGGAAAUGCCUUGUAUCCACAGUUGUUUUAACCUCUACAGGCCAGUGGCCAUAACUCACUACUUGACAUCAAUUAUCCAUGGUCUUCAACAAAAUGACGUAAAUGUAAAUGUCUUCCAAGACAUCAGGCUAUUGCUAACAUUCUCUCUCUGUCUGUUUGUUUGUCUCACUCUCGUCUUUAGACCUGAUCCAUUGCACCAAUGAGAUGAACGUGAACAUUCCCCAGCUGGCUGACUCACUGUUUGAGAGGACCACCAGCACGAGCUGGGUGGUGGUCUUCAAGUCGCUCAUCGCCACACACCACCUCAUGGUCUACGGCAAUGAGGUGAGCUGAGUUUACAAUCACCGCUCACUACAAUAUUGUCUAUGUCUACAUUCACCUCUCAUUACAUUAUUGUCUGUAAUAUAUAUUAUAUCUAUAACAGCAAUGCUAUAGUGUUGAAGUUUUCAGUUCACAGACAAUAAGACAAUCAAUUGCUAACCAGGCAAUUUCUAGGUUUGUCAAUAUUUUAAUAAAAAUCUGGAAAUUACUUGUACUCCAGUCCUAUUCUAUUUCUGUAGAUCAAUGAAAAUGUAAGAACAUGUAUUAAUACCGCUCUUUUUCUUUGAUACAGCGCUUUGUGCAGUACUUGGCUUCAAGGAACACAUUAUUCAACCUCAGUAAUUUUUUGGACAAAAGUGGUUUACAAGGUAAAAUAUGAGGCCUUGGCUCUCAAAUGCUUUUCUCAAACUCAUCCUUAACUGUUACAGUGACAAAUACGUAUAAGAGGAAACAAUAUAACUUAUGAACAAAUAUAGCAUGACUCUCAUGUAGGUGUUCAUGACAAAUGUAAGAUUUAUAUCACUUCUCAGGUCUCUCUCUCCCAGGCUACGAUAUGUCCACAUUUAUCCGAAGGUACAGUCGAUAUCUGAAUGAGAAGGCUGUGUCGUACAGGCAGGUUGCCUUUGACUUCACUAAAGUAAAACGAGGGUAAGAAAUUCCCAACAUAUCAACAGAAGAAAGUGGUAUGUUUGUUUUUGACUGACCCACUCCUUACCCGAAUGUAUGUCAGUGGAGUUCAAAGGCUCAAACAAUUUCUUACAAUAAACACUUUCCCCUUGCAGAGCCACCCGCUGGUAUAAAAAAAUACUUGAAAAUAUUGACAGCUCUAAUAUUUAGUUUAGAAGAGAAGAUUCCUGUCAGUUUUAACGACAGAAUGUCAUUAUCCUUUCAACAUUUUCAAAGCUUUUUAUAUUCCAUGAAGUAAUCACAGUAUUUCUGUAACUCUGGGAACGAUUGUUAACAUGCAGUAGAAAUUGACUGGCUGAGGCUAUUCUCACUGAUUCCCUUACUCUCUGUCCUUUGUGCUUCUAACACCUAUCUAACACUACACAUACACACAUAUCUCAACAGGGUGGAUGGGGUGAUGAGGACCAUGAAUACAGAGAAGCUACUGAAGACCAUCCCUAUCAUACAAAACCAGAUGGACGCCCUCCUCGACUUCAAUGUGAGUCUGAGGUCAACCUCCCCAGAACCGUGCUGCUCUUCUACUGUAAUAUGAGGGUUCCUGGGGCUAACAGAUUGUGUCAGGCAUACUGAUUACUGAAUGGGCAGUGCUGAAACUAGAGAUAGAUACAGGCUAUUUUCCUCCUCACUGACCUGCUCUUUUAUUGUUUGUCAGCGAUGCCAAAGUCAUUAUUGUGUGUUAAUUGGGCAAUUUAUGGCUUAUGUGAAACUGGAUGAUGUGUCUCCUUCAGGUUAAUGCCAAUGAGCUCACAAACGGAGUGAUAAAUGCAGGGUUCAUGCUCCUCUUCAAAGAUUCCAUUAGGCUUUUUGCUGCAUAUAACGAAGGCAUCAUCAACCUGCUGGGUAAAACCUCAACUCCAACUUUAUUUACUCCACUAUUUUCUGAUCAAUACUCUUUUCAAAUGUUUAAUCUGGAGAAGUGCUUUUUAGGUCCUUGUACUAUAUAUCUUUUGAUAUGUACAGUACUAAAUUGUACUAAUAGAGACUAAAUUCUCUACAGAGUUUAUCCCUAGUGUGUCUACAGACUUUCGGCGCUAAUGCCAGCUGUUUUAUUCAUGUACUUAUUUUUUACCACAGAGAAGUACUUUGACAUGAAGAAAACCCAGUGUAAAGAGGGCCUGGAUAUCUACAAGAAGUUUCUGACCCGAAUGACCCGAAUCUCAGAGUUCCUUAAAGUGGCAGAGGUGAUUUCUUCUUUACCUGCUUUGAGUUUGAUGCUAUUCAUUCAUUCAAUACCAUUCAUUAAAGGGGACAACCUCUGAUAUAUUUAAAUUUUUGGGAGAAAAUUAUGGUGGUAGAAAUUAGGUAGUGGUAGAAAAUACGUUUUAAUUUAGAGGCACCACUAUAACUUUGCACAUAUUCUCAUUUGACAGCAGGUGGGGAUUGAUCGAGGAGACAUUCCAGACCUUUCCCAGGUAAGACUUUACACUGUAGAGGAAUAUACUUCUGCUGGUAUAACCUAUUAGACACACUCUGCACAAAAAGCCUACACACCGAACUUACUCUGUCCGUUUGUCUACUGAAAAGACAGUUGAAUUCCUACUCUCUGUCUCCAUCUCUCUCUCUCUCGCUCUCACUUUCUCUCCCUUAUUUCUCGCUGUCACUUUCUAUUUCUUUCUUCUCUUUGUGUGUCUCUCUAUCUCAGUAUUAACUCCUCUUAUUUAAUCAGCUCUGUUGCCCCACCACAAUAUUUACUCCACCCUGCACACAUCUCCCAGAGAUAAGGCACUGUUCAGUGCAUGAAGUCCUCCAGCGCAUGUUGCCAAUUGAGGCAUAUUUCUCACUUUUUCUUCUUCUUCCUCUCUUGAUUAGGCUCUAUCUACAGUAAAUAAAGGUGUUAAGAGUCCAAACUGACUGUGUAUCUUACAGUACUACUGAUUUCACACAGUGUACAGCAAAUUGAAUAAUGGCCCCCCACACCUGUUGUGCUACAGUCAGUGACACUGACAUACAUUAUAGUUACGGUUCAAUAUAGCUAUUUAUCUCUGACCAUCACCGCCUUUUAUAUUCUGUAUUUCCCCUUAUCUUUCCACCUUUAGUUCACAGUUUGUGUAAGUAUUCUCAUCUCACUCUUCUGUGUCUGUGACUUGCUUUGGUGUUGUCUUUGCAUGCCUCUACUCUGACUCUUUGUCUCAUUGAUAUUGUGUUUUAUUGGAGUGGAACAAAUUGUAUACAAAGUUCUCUUUGUCACAUGAAAUAUACAUAGCCCAUCCAACAUGGCUGCCCAGGUGUGCUUAGACAUUGCCAAUUCAACACCACAUACUGUAGGAUGUUGAAAGUGCCGUGGUGUGUGUCAUCCACACACAUUUCAAUAUCACUCAUCCAAUGUGGCUUUCAGCUGAAAAGCAAACAACCAUUGACUGGUGGUGGGCAACACAGUCCUUCUGUGUGUCUGCCUUGUACAUCAAUGUAUUUCUGUAGUGUCUUGAGUUAGUAUUUGUCCCUUAGUUUACUGGGAAGUGUUUAGCUCCUCACUAAGUGCUAGCUAGAAUCCAGUAACUAAGCUAUAGUGGUAUAUGGGACAUUAUAGUUAGGGAACUGAGUUUUUCCUCACCACGUAACAUGACCAGCUAAACGUUUUCAGAAAAUGUUGUCAGGAAAAACUCAAGACCUAUAGCUAGUGUAUGUACAGUACAGUAACCAGGUUGCCCAUCACUGCCUGAGAUGGUUGUGUUCAUACAGUACAGUCUAACUGCAUGUUUCCAACCCUGGCCUAUACUAACUGCUGUUCUCAAUUACAACAGGCUCCCAGUAGCCUCCUGGAAGCUCUGGAGCAGCAUCUGGCCUCUCUAGAGGGGAAGAAGGUCAAAGACUCCACCGCUGCCAGCAGGUAUGUACAGGAUGGGCUGCGUCCCAAAUGGCACCCUAUUCUCUACAUAGUGCACUACAUUUGAACAGAGCCCUAUGGGCCCUGGUCAAAAGUAGUGCAUAGGAAACAGGGUGCCAUUUGGGACGUAUCCUUCGUCUCACACUGGAGUGUCUUUGGCACUGAGUCCACUAUACCCCUGCAGGUAGCCUAGAAGCAGCUGCCACUAUAAUAACUGAUUUGCUUUGUGCACAAAGCUCUUAAGCCAAGAUUGCUUUAAUUAUUAUUGAUGGUAAUGGUUAUUGAUGUUUUCAGCCAGGGUUGCUGUAGUAUUCUGCCUAGCAGUGUUUACUGUUGUGUGUUGUUUCAGGGCCAGUACUCUAUCCAACGCAGUGUCCUCGCUGGCCAGUACGGGGAUGUCUUUUACUAAAGUAGACGAGCGGGAGAAGCAGGCUGCUCUGGAGGAGGAACAGGCUCGUCUCAAAGCACUGAAGGUACAGCCGUCAUGACGCGUGGAUCACAACAUGAAUUUGAGACGCGUGGAUCACAACAUGAAUUUGAGACGCGUGGAUCACAACAUGAAUUUGACGAGAAUGGACAUGGUUUUAUGUUGCCUGUCCCAUCUACAUGUGAAGGACAGUGAUAUGUUGCAGUAUGCAGGCAAUGAUUUGAACAAUUCAAAGCCUUGUUUGGUCGAUCCAGUAUGGCCCACAUACAUAACUACAACCAUCGCCUUCUCUAGUCUACGCUCUACAUUCUACAUCUGUAGAGUGUCUGUAUUUGACUUGGACUCUUUCCACCCAGGAACAGAGGCUGAAGGAGCUCUCUAAGAGGCCUUCCUUCGCCACCACAGACACGUCUCCUGUCUCCACCACCGGGGGCACUAUCAGCACAGCCCCGGCCAUCGACCUCUUCUCCACACCCAGCUGCUCCAAUGGGUAAACUUUCACCUAUGACCUGUGAAGCUUACCCACUCAUGUGGUUGACCAGAGAGGUUAGCGUGGAUUAUGUAGAAGUUGCUGCUAACCACUGAUACAGGGUCAGAUAUUUCUUCAUCCUCCUAGUGGGUAAGGGUAGGAUUUAGAGUGCUCUGAUUCUAGAUCUGUGGUUAGAGAGAACCUCUACCUCAAUACUUCUGUGUGUAUCUGGUAAUUCUGAUGUUCAUCUACAUGUCCCAGUGUUGAUUCAGGUAUAGCAUCACUGCUGUCUCUCUCCUCAGUGCUCUGAAGAUGGAGAGUGACCUGUUUGACAUUCAGCAGACCUUUAACCCUUCAAUGCAGGCCAGUUCUACAGGGCUUCCUGUGGCCACAGCAUGGGCAGGUAGGAGAAACAGCCACCACCACAGGACCCCUCUACUGUCUUCUACCAUAACCUGUUCUGUUCUGCAUGCUCUCCCUCUCUUCCUGUUGCGUCUGACUCUGAUGUCCUCCUGUUCUUCUCUUCUGUAUCUCUUCUCGUUCUUUCUCUCCUCUGCCUGCCUAGAUCCUUUCACCUCUGCUGAAGCUGCAGAUGACUCCGUGCCAAACCUUAACCCUUUCCUCUCAAAAGUCGUUGUCGAUGCCGCCGCUCACUUACCUGUCGUGUCCUCCGACGGUGUUAGCUAUUCCUCUAGGACGUCUGGUCAUGAAAUGUUUGGUGGUAAAGAUACUCUUUGUUCCUCCUGAAAUAGCCUUCAUGUGUCUCUCUGUGGGACUGUUUGAAGGAAGUCUCCCAUAAGCCCUGCUGUUGUUACUUCUGUCUACAUGUAAAUGAUCUCAUAGCUAUCUAAAGUUAAAUGUUUGUUGUGUACCUUAAAAUGCAAAGCCUCCACUUGCCAUGAUUCUCUGCUGCAGAAAAAUAUAUUUUUUCAUAAUGUAUUCAAAUAGGCUAUUGCUUCUAGAUUCUGAUAUUACAAACCGAUUUGAUUAUUUUCUCUUGUAGUAUCCUCUUAGAGCUAUAAGUUGAAAUCUGUUUCCCUUACCAAUAUUAUUUUUGAUUCUCUAGAUCGUUAUAAUCCCUUUACUGACACAAACUCGUCCGUUUCAACCAAUUACAAACGCACAGUGCGGAUAGAACACUCCAUCUCAGGUACUACGAUGGCUCACCAUCCCAGCCUAUGUUUCCUGACCCAUAGGCAAACAUAGGCCCUUCAACCCUUGUAAUGUGUUUAGUGGCCCCAAAAUAACCCUAUGGUUAGGGUAGUCUGGCGAUUUUAGGAUAUUUUUAUCUCCUUGUACUCUGCAGUUCCUGUUUUGACUUUGUUAGAAUUAGUUUUACUUGUUACCUGUUAGUGUCCCUAUACAACUGCUAAGUGUUUUCUGUUAACUGUCUCCUUUCUGUCUGUACUGUCACUUUGCCUUGCCUGCCAUUCUUGCCGUGCCUUGAAAUGCCUUCCUUUGCUCGCUCUUCUUCUUCCUGCUCCUCCUUUGGCGUUGUCAGACUCCUUCUGUGGUGGUCCAGUGUCCAUGGCCCAGCACCUUCCACACCAGGCCCCCUACCCCACUGAGCCCUCUGCUGUAGAAGGUCUAUUCAGAGGUAGAGUACUAGAGAACCUGUAGCUCUACUGUAGCAGGUCUAUUCAGAGGUAGAGUACUAGAGAACCUGUAGCUGUACUGUAGCAGGUCUAUUCAGAGGUAGAGUACUAGAGAACCUGUAGCUGUACUGUAGCAGGUCUAUUCGGAGGUAGAGUACUAGAGAACCUGUAGCUGUGCUGUAGCAGGUCUAUUCAGAGGUAGAGUACUAGAGAACCUGUAGCUGUACUGUAGCAGGUCUAUUCGAGUUAGAGUACUAGAGAACCUGUAGCUGUACUGUAGCAGGUCUAUUCAGAGGUAGAGUACUAGAGAACCUGUAGCUGUGCUGUAGCAGGUCUAUUCAGAGGUAGAGUACUAGAGAACCUGUAGCUGUACUGUAGCAGGUCUAUUCAGAGGUAGAGUACUAGAGAACCUGUAGCUGUACUGUAGCAGGUCUAUUCAGAGGUAGAGUACUAGAGAACCUGUAGCUGUACUGUAGCAGGUCUAUUCAGAGGUAGAGUACUAGAGAACCUGUAGCUGUACUGUAGCAGGUCUAUUCAGAGGUAGAGUACUAGAGAACCUGUAGCUGUACUGUAGCAGGUCUAUUCAGAGGUAGAGUACUAGAGAACCUGUAGCUGUACUGUAGCAGGUCUAUUCAGAGGUAGGUACUAGAGAACCUGUAGCUGUACUGUAGCAGGUCUAUUCAGAGGUAGAGUACUAGAGAACCUGUAGCUGUACUGUAGCAGGUCUAUUCAGAGGUAGAGUACUAGAGAACCUGUAGCUGUACUGUAGCAGGUCUAUUCAGAGGUAGAGUACUAGAGAACCUGUAGCUGUACUGUAGCAGGUCUAUUCAGAGGUAGAGUACUAGAGAACCUGUAGCUGUACUGUAGCAGGUCUAUUCAGAGGUAGAGUACUAGAGAACCUGUAGCUGUACUGUAGCAGGUCUAUUCAGAGGUAGAGUACUAGAGAACCUGUAGCUGUACUGUAGCAGGUCUAUUCAGAGGUAGAGUACUAGAGAACCUGUAGCUGUACUGUAGCAGGUCUAUUCAGAGGUAGAGUACUAGAGAACCUGUAGCUGUACUGUAGCAGGUCUAUUCAGAGGUAGAGUACUAGAGAACCUGUAGCUCUGUACUGUAGCAGGUCUAUUCAGAGGUAGAGUACUAGAGAACCUGCUGUACUGUACAGUUUUCAUAGAGAACGUCUGUAGUGCAGGUCUAUUCAGAGGUAGAGUACUAGAGAACCUGUAGCUGUACUGUAGCAGGUCUAUUCAGAGGUAGAGUACUAGAGAACCUGUAGCUCGUACUGUAGCAGGUCUAUUCAGAGGUAGAGUACUAGAGAACCUGUAGCUGUACUGUAGCAGGUCUAUUCAGAGGUAGAGAACUGUAACUGUACUGUAGCAGGUCUAUUCAGAGGUAGAGUACUAGAGAAACCUGUAGCUGUACUGUAGCAGGUCUAUUCAGAGGUAGAGUACUAGAGAACCUGUAGCUGUACUGUAGCAGGUCUAUUCAGAGGUAGAGUACUAGAGAACCUGUAGCUGUACUGUAGCAGGUCUAUUCAGAGGUAGAGUACUAGAGAACCUGUAGCUGUCUGUAGCAGGUCUAUUCAGAGGUAGAGUACUAGAGAACCUGUAGCUGUACUGUAGCAGGUCUAUUCAGAGGUAGAGUACUAGAGAACCUGUAGCUGUACUGUAGCAGGUCUAUUCAGAGGUAGAGUACUAGAGAACCUGUAGCUGUACUUAGCAGGUCUAUUCAAGAGUACUAGAGAACCUGUAGCUGUACUGUAGCAGGUCUAUUCAGAGGUAGAGUACUAGAGAACCUGUAGCUGUACUUUAGCAGGUCUAUUCAGAGGUAGAGAACCUGUAGCUGUACUGUAGCAGGUCUAUUCAGAGGUAGAGUACUAGAGAACCUGUAGCUGUACUGUAGCAGGUCUAUUCAGAGGUAGAGUACUAGAGAACCUGUAGCUGUACUGUAGCAGGUCUAUUCAGAGGUAGAUAACCUGUAGCUGUACUGUAGCAGGUCUAUUCAGAGGUAGAGUACUAGAGAACCUGUAGCUGUGCUGUAGCAGGUCUAUUCAGAGGUAGAGUACUAGAGAACCUGUAGCUCUACUGUAGCAGGUCUAUUCAGAGGUAGAGUACUAGAGAACCUGUAGCUGUACUGUAGCAGGUCUAUUCAGAGGUAGAGUACUAGAGAACCUGUAGCUGUACUGUAGCAGGUCUAUUCAGAGGUAGAGAACCUGUAGCUGUACUGUAUCAGGUCUAUUCAGAGGUAGAGUACUAGAGAACCUGUAGCUGUGCUGUAGCAGGUCUAUUCAGAGGUAGCAUAGUUCUACUAGCCAUUUAGGAGACCACCAUUUGCUAUAAGGUGGCUUUCUGUAACUAUUUAGCAGCUCUGACUUUAACACCAAUGGAAUAAUACUUCUCCAUCAUUGCACCUGCCGUGUUCUGAGCAGCCUCCCGUUUGACCUCUUUACAGGGUACUCCACAGCAACACAGGCCCCUCCCCCAGGAGCACUCCAAGUGGACUUCGAGUCAGUCUUUGGAGCCAAAGCUACUGGCACUAACAAUAUUGACUCUGAUGGUGAGGUGUUGAAUAUUUUACUGUUUGAUGCACAUGAUGUUUCACAUCCAACCAAUGUACACCUCUCUGUCCUCCUUAGACAUCCUGAAACCCACCAUGGUCGGCUCCAAUCAGGCGCUGUGCGCCAUCAAUCAGCUGUCAGACAAACUGGUAGGCGAUGACCUGGACUCCUCCCUGGCCAACCUGGUGGGCAGUAAGUGUCACAACGUCAUGCUAGGAUAUUUAAUUCAGAUAAUACUCCCUGAAUAGAAAACUACGGAUUUAAAAGAGAACACCCAUCUUUGCCUGAGUGAAUCAUGGUGUCUAUUUAUAUUUUCACUCAUAGGUUAGACCGCAAUAUGUCACACAGCUAUAGUAGUAGAACGAACUAUUUCUGAAUGUGUACAUCUCACAUUUAUAUUACUAUCCUCUUGUAGAUCUCGGGAUUGGAAAUGGCACAACGAAAAAGUAAGUGAGCUGUUCGUGCUGUUCAGUCUCUUCAACGUGCCGUGGUCACAGUGCUAGAUGAAGAACUGUUCUGUAUAGCCAGCAGCAGUUAGGAGCCAGUGCUAAUAUUAGCUGUCGUAACCUACAGUGACAUCCACUGGAGUCAGCCGGGGGAGAAGAGGCUGACUGGCGGAAGCAACUGGCAGCCCAAAGCAGCCCCAAACACCACCUGGAACCCUGUCUCCAUGGUAAUACACACUACACUGGCCUCUUACAGUACUGGUGCUCUUAUCUGUCUGUGAUGAUUGUUUUUUUUAGCUACUGUAUCACUCUAGUGUUGGUAUUAGACCAGUGUUAAGAAGUUGUUGUCCUGACUUGACAUCGGUCUGCUGGAUUCUCUGUGGGAGAAGAUGUUGUGUCCUCAUUGGUGUGUUUGUGUCUCUGCAGACCCCCCCGGUCAUGGCAUACCCUGCCACAACACCCACAGGCAUGAUGGGGGGAUAUGGCAUGGUCAGUAUCUGUCAGAUGGGUGUCUGGAUGCAUUAGCACUGAGGGACUUAGCCAUGCAGUAGUUAGUACUGAGGGACUUAGCCAUGCAGUAACUAGUAUUGCUCCUCUGUACCCCCCCCCCCCCCCCCAUUCCGCCUUUCCACCAUGGGUGCCCGGGCCUUCAGCUGCUCGGCACCCAGCCUCUGGAAUGCACUCCCCCAACACAUACAACAUGCAGACACAGUCAUGUCAUAAAAAAAAAAAAUCAUCAAAACACACCUCUUCGAGAGAGCCUAUAGCCUAGUGUCUGUCCCCACCCCCCCACACACUUUUAGUUGAUGCAUUUUAUGUACUGUACUUGAUUUUAUGUAGUCCAACUUUUAAUGUAAGAUUUCCUUGAGUAUCUUGAAAGGCGUCCGCUAAAUAAAAUGUAUUAUUAUUAUUAUUUACUGAGGGAAUAGCCAUACUGUUUAGCUAGCACUGAGAGAGGUAAUAGCCAUGCAGUAGUAAUAGGAGUAACAGUUAAAAGUCCUAUACAUCCUUCUGUGCUAUGCAAUCUACUGUAGCAUGUCUAUUAUGCCUGAUGUUUCUCUAUGCUAUUGUCUUUAGCCACCCCAACAGCUUGGCUCUAUGGGUAUGAUGAACCAACCCAACAUGAUGUACAACCAGCCCAUCAUGAGGCCGCCCAACCCCUUCGGCUCUGUAUCCAGUGCCCAG
This is a messenger RNA of Coregonus sp. 'balchen', 16089 nucleotides long. The record is from the annotation of a GenBank genome assembly. NCBI's taxonomy places the organism in Eukaryota, Metazoa, Chordata, Actinopteri, Salmoniformes, Salmonidae.